Numida meleagris (helmeted guineafowl) is the source of this 5059-nucleotide messenger RNA. It is a transcript of the gene SLC24A3, whose product is annotated as solute carrier family 24 member 3. The record is from RefSeq and is a predicted model, not a curated record. Gene Ontology annotation, biological process: intracellular calcium ion homeostasis; calcium ion transmembrane transport. Gene Ontology annotation, cellular component: membrane. NCBI's taxonomy places the organism in Eukaryota, Metazoa, Chordata, Aves, Galliformes, Numididae. The transcript is spliced from 17 exons. Gene Ontology annotation, molecular function: calcium channel activity; calcium, potassium:sodium antiporter activity. Bases 1444 to 3588 code for a protein of 714 amino acids.
AGAAGGCUCUCAUAGAAGAUAAAUAUAAGAGCUUGUCUCUCAGAAGAGUGACAUCCACAGUGGCUCCUCUGCCUUCUGUUUCCUCCUGCAUACAGAUUAGUUCAAGCCUGCUCUACCCACAUGCUGGUUUGUCAGUGGAAGAGAAGAGGGAAUUCUCCACUGUGUUACCCUGCCCAGGAAUGAAAUUUUUCACAAGCUGUCAGGUAGUGCCUACCCCACUACGAAGGAAUUUCCUAAAUGAAUUUGCAAUUGAGGAGGAAAUUUGUUCCUAAAUGACAGACACUUCCCAAAGAGAUAUUCCAGUUUGAAGUGUAGCAAGCCUACACCUUGGUAUCUGCAAGCAGCUUGGCAAUGCAAUGGAAGGGAGGCUUCCAAUGGAAGAUGAACAGUGACUUUGCAGUGACUCUCAGGCUAGCAUUCACAAGCAGAGAUGGACUUAAAACAGGCAGAAAUAUAAAAGGAAUACUUUGGAAGUGUGAUCAUAACACUCUUGGAUGUCAGCUGGAGCAAAGUUCACUCCAAACUUCUCCUCAGCCCAAAGCUGGCUGAUGACUAUUGCAUGGUAUUGACCAAGAGCAAGCAAUGAGACAGGCAUGGUCUUUCAUAAAUUGUGGUGAUUUCUUUUGGUAUUUGAGAGUGCCAUAAGUUACGGGGUAUUUAAGAUUAUCGUGGGAUGAAACCUGCCUUGCAGGGAAGGGAGUGUUUCUUACUUGGAAAACAAAACAAAACAAGUAAAAUACAAACCAACAAACCAAACCAAAACAUGACUUUCAUAGUUACAUCCCAGGGCAGCUGCUAUCUUACUCUGCUUACUGUCUGCACAGGAAUUGGCCGUGACUACCUGGGGCCAGUGGGGCCAGCAGCUGUGCCUGUGAGUACCAUGGAUCCAUCUUUACGAACAGUGUUCAAGACUGACAACCUUGCUGAAGUUAAUCAGAAUCACAGAAUCGUAGGGGUUGGAAGGGACCUCUGGAGAUCAUCAAGUCCAACCCCCUGCUAAAGCAGGUUCCCUACGAGGAUGGCGAGAGACCCUUGGAGGGGACAAUGGAAGCUAAGUGCAUCACAAAAGGCCAACCCCAAUGUGAGUCCUGCGCUCAUAAGUCUUCAGUUGCUUUGUUUUCGUCAGACGUGCUCUAACUUGAAAUGAUGAAACCUUUGAAAGAUUUUUGGAGGCUUUCUGCUCUGUGCUUGUAACAGUCUCAUUUGGGAGUGCUGCCCAUGCUUUCAUGCUCUCUCCUCUCAUUGAUUUCAUAGAAGCAUUGUUUGAGUUGGAAGGGACCUCCAAAGGUCAUCCAGUCCAACUGUCCUGCAAUGAACAGCUCCUUCAGGUGCUCAGAGUCCCGUCCAGCCUGACCUUGGAGGUCUCCAGGGGCCGGGCAUCACUGUGAAUGCUGCUGUCAGGACACCGAGGAAAGGUCCCGAGCAGCCGCUCUGGUUUCAGGGAUGCCCAGUUCAAGCCCAGGCUCUGUCAGAGGUGCAGGCAGACGUGUGACAUCGCCUCAGUGCCCUUCCUGUAGAGCGGGGAUGACGGUGUUUGCUCACAACCGCGGGCUCUCCAGAGGCAGCGGUCUCCUCGUGCACGCACGGUGCUCUGGUUCCAGCACAGCCACUAGGCGUUCGCUGCAAUUCUGCAGUCAUAGUGACGAUUUAAAGCCAUGGCAGAGGGAUGAAAGGUUCGGGGACAGGCGGGUGGGGCCGGGCACCGCUCACCGAGCAGAUCGUUGGGAGCAGCGCGGCAGAGAGGAACCCGAACCCCCCGGUUAUGAUGCUUUGAGCUUUUCUGUGGAAAACGAUGGCAAGUGGAGCGGGAGACAGCUACUGCAAGCAAAUGAGGACAACAUGACGGAAGUCCCAGGGGACGGUGGGAAGCUGUAUGUCAGAAAUUGCACUGAACCAGCUCUCCAUGAAUUCCCCAAUGACAUCUUCACGAAUGAGGACAGGAGGCAUGGAGCUGUCAUCCUGCAUGUCAUUUGUGCCAUGUAUAUGUUUUAUGCUUUGGCAAUUGUCUGCGAUGAUUUCUUUGUCCCUUCGUUGGAAAAGAUUUGUGAACGCUUGCAUCUUAGCGAAGAUGUGGCUGGGGCUACUUUCAUGGCAGCUGGAAGUUCUGCUCCUGAGUUGUUUACAUCUGUCAUAGGUGUUUUUAUCACAAAAGGAGACGUAGGCGUUGGAACCAUCGUAGGCUCUGCUGUAUUUAACAUUCUCUGUAUUAUUGGUGUGUGUGGGCUUUUUGCAGGACAGGUUGUAGCAUUGUCAUCGUGGAGUCUCUUGAGAGAUUCAAUCUACUAUACACUGUCUGUUGUUGCACUCAUUGUGUUUAUUUAUGAUGAAAAGGUUUCCUGGUGGGAGUCCUUGGUCUUGGUGCUGAUGUAUGCCAUUUACAUCGUUAUCAUGAAGUACAAUUCUACUAUACAACACUGCUUGGAAAGGAAAACAAAAAAUGCUGCAAACAUGGUGAAUGGAUUAGCAAAUAACACGGAAAUGGACGAUAACAGCAACUGCGAUGCCACAGUGGUGUUACUAAAGAAAGGUAACUGUUCCAGGAAUUUCCACCGUAAAGCCUCGGUGAUCAUGGUGGAUGAGCUGCUGUCUGCUUACCCACACCAGCUUUCAUUUUCUGAGGCUGGACUACGGAUCAUGAUAACCAGCCACUUUCCUCCCAAAACACGUCUCUCCAUGGCCAGCCGCAUGCUAAUCAAUGAGAGACAAAGACUGAUCAACAGCAGGACUUACACCAAUGGUGAAUCAGAAGUAGCGAUCAAAAUACCUAUCAAGCAUGUUGUGGAGAAUGGAACAGGUCCAAGCAACUCAUCUGAGCGGGGCGUGAAUGGCACACGGCGAGACGAGGACGUGGCUGAGGCUGGCAAUGAGACAGAGAAUGAGAAUGAGGAUAAUGAGAACAAUGAAAAUGAUGAGGAAGAGGAAGAAGAUGAUGAUGAUGAUGACCAUGAAGGGCCAUACACACCUUUUGAUCUACCCACUGGCAGAAUGGAAAUAUUGAAGUGGCUCUUCACAUGGCCAUUGAGUUUUGUCCUGUAUUUCACAGUGCCCAACUGUAACAAACCCCACUUGGAAAAAUGGUUCAUGGUAACCUUUGCUUCUUCUACCCUCUGGAUUGCAGCUUUCUCCUACAUGAUGGUGUGGAUGGUGACAAUCAUUGGCUACACACUGGGAAUUCCAGACGUGAUAAUGGGCAUCACUUUUUUGGCAGCGGGAACCAGUGUGCCAGACUGCAUGGCGAGCCUUAUCGUAGCAAGGCAAGGUAUGGGGGAUAUGGCUGUGUCCAACUCCAUUGGAAGCAAUGUUUUUGAUAUUUUAAUUGGCCUAGGCCUCCCGUGGGCUUUGCAGACCCUAGCAGUGAAUUAUGGAUCAUAUAUUCGGUUAAACAGCAGAGGACUUAUCUAUUCUGUUGGUCUCUUGCUGGCAUCUGUUUUUGUCACAGUUUUCGGCGUCCACAUGAACAAAUGGAAACUGGAUAAGAAGCUAGGGUGUGUGUGCCUUUCCCUUUAUGGCAUCUUCCUGUGUUUCUCCAUCAUGACAGAAUUCAAUGUUUUCACUUUUGUGAACUUGCCGAUGUGCAGAGAUCACUAAUGCACGUUGCAGACUGUCAGGAGGAACGUUCUUCUUACCUGUGCAAUACAAACCACGGCUGGCAUCUCCUGAAUGCGGUGCACCUCCAAGUCGUGAAGUAUAUCCUGUCCAUAGGACCUCUGGCCCCAUCUUGGUUUACCCUCUCCCUGACCCCCACAACCUGGAAAAAUCCUGCAUCGAUGUGAAGAUUAAUUUUUUUUCAACAUUCAUGUGAUUUCUUAGCUCAGAUUUUGAACAGUGACUGGUCUCUAGAUGAACUGGCUGCUAACUGGCGUCAAGCCAGGCAAAACUGGUCUGCUACAAUUCCUUUUUUAAGUUAUUUGAUGGAAGACUAAUCUAAUUUAUGACUUAAGACUAUUGCUACAAUGCAGAAGAGGGUACUUCAUACAGGGGCUGAUUUUCAAGGAGAAUUCUAGGAUUGUUUUGGUUGUGCUUUUUUGUUGUUGUUUGUUUUGGUUGUGGUUUUUUACUGCCUGAGAUCAACAUCAUCUGUUGCAGCUUCUCCUUCUGAGUUCUGGGUCUCCUGUAACGAUCCAAAAGUCACAGGGCAGUGUAAUACGGGAAUUUAAUUCAAGGUACUCCGCAAUAUGAGUGGAUUUACUGCUUAUUAAAAGAAGACUGUCAAGGCAACAGACUGUGACUGCACCAUAAAUAAUGAAUCCUGUACAGGUGUGAUGAGGAAUGGAAGAUAAACAUAGAUUUAAAGGAUAAACACUGCUACUGCUUUACUGUUAAUGUUGGUGUUUUAUUAAUAGGGUGUUUAUGGUAUUUCCAAGCAAUAGUUUGAUUGCCAGCCCAGGAGGGCUACCGAGGAGAUGUCCUGUUUUUCAGUCAUCUACACCUGGAAACAGAAGGUCAGAACUUUAUUUGCUUCAUCAGAUUUCUUGUAGUUUUGGGGGGAUUCUAUAGUUCACGUCUUAUUUGUUCUGAGGACAUAAGUACGUGUCAAAACUUUUCUAAAUGAGUUACAGACACUGGUUUCUUUAAAAGGAAAGAGGCAUAUUUUGCACAGACAUAGUUACUGAAGUCAUUGUUUGCCACUCUUUAAAGAAUACACUGGACCUGGCCAGAUAUUUGUCUUUUUCUUAAACAGUUGAACUUCGCUGAUAAUAGAUCAUGUGGAUUCAUCACACCUCCUUCAGGAGGGAAGAAGAUGGAGAGAGAGAUGGCGCUUCUAAAAUGUGUAAUAUCUACAAUGCAGACUCGCUCACAGAUCUUAAGUUAUUGUGAAAAUUUAGCUAUUCAUUGUUCCAGUAUUCUUGCUAGAUUUUGUAUAAUUCUGUAUUAAUACACAGGCAGAUUCGACCCCAUCAGGAACACUAUCACAGCUACAUUUGUUUGUAUUGAUACUGUGGAUUCUCGCCAGCACUGGCUAUUGUAUUUACUUUAAGCACUGAUCAUUUCUGAUUCAUUUUUUUCCCCUUUCUUGUAUAUGUUCUACUGCAAGUGUGUUAAUAUAAUACCAACUAGA